Messenger RNA from Salvelinus fontinalis (brook trout), 3096 nucleotides. Its product is annotated as inward rectifier potassium channel 2-like. NCBI's taxonomy places the organism in Eukaryota, Metazoa, Chordata, Actinopteri, Salmoniformes, Salmonidae. The record is from RefSeq and is a predicted model, not a curated record. Gene Ontology annotation, molecular function: inward rectifier potassium channel activity. Gene Ontology annotation, biological process: potassium ion import across plasma membrane; regulation of monoatomic ion transmembrane transport. The coding region runs from base 470 to 1849 and encodes 459 amino acids. The transcript has 2 exons. Gene Ontology annotation, cellular component: plasma membrane.
CCGUGCAAAGCAAAGUAUCUUCAGUGAUUGCUGAAGAGGUUGAUGGCAGUAAUUACGAUGUCUAUCCGGAUAUCAAAUAUGAAUGGUGGAACCCAAAUAUGGAUAUUAACGCAAAAACCUACCUGGAUGCAUGGGAUGUAUUAGAAUAAAUUACCGCUGAUUUGCUCUCCACAGAUAAACAGCCCACUUCACUGAUGAGGUCCAAGACACCCAUAAGAGAGGAGGACUGAGCAGGCCCCUCGCCGGCACAGCUCUCCUCUGGAGAAGCCCAGGUGCAACAGCAGCAGGGGCAGCUUUUCCCCAUCCAAGUCCCUAGGACCCUAUCGUCCUAAACUCCACAUUUCCUGUCUUAGUGGGACCCCGCGAGCGUUCAAAACUGUUUCUCCAACGCUUCUACCAAAAACUCAGACUGUUUUCCAGAGCAGAAGCAGCGGUUGGGCCCAGCUGCUCCUCCUCCCAAGGGGAAGCCAUGGGGAGCGUGCGAAGCCACCGCUACAGCAUUGUCUCCUCCGAGGAAGAUGGCAUGAAGCUGGCCGCCAUCGCCGCCGUGCCCAACGGCUACGCCAACGGCACGGUGGCCAAGGUUCACGCGGCGCAGCAGCAGGCUGUGAGCCGCUUCGUCCAGAAGGACGGCCACUGCAACGUGCAGUUCAUCAACAUGAGCGAGAAGGGCCAACGUUACCUUGCCGACCUGUUCACCACCUGUGUGGACAUCCGCUGGCGAUGGAUGUUGAUCAUCUUCUGCCUGUCCUUCCUCCUCUCCUGGCUCUUCUUCGGCUUCGUCUUCUGGCUGGUAGCGCUCUCCUACGGCGACUUGGAGAACGAGACGCAGAUGUGCGUGUCCAACGUCAACAGCUUCACCGCCGCCUUCCUCUUCUCCGUGGAGACGCAGACCACCAUUGGCUACGGCUACCGCUACGUCACCGAGGAGUGUCCCGUGGCCGUCUUCAUGGUGGUCUUCCAGAGCAUCUUCGGCUGCAUCAUCGACGCCUUCAUCAUUGGCGCCGUCAUGGCUAAGAUGGCCAAGCCCAAGAAGAGGAACGAGACGCUGCUCUUCAGCCACUACGCCACGGUGGCCAUGCGGGACAGCAAACUGUGUCUGAUGUGGCGCGUGGGGAACCUGCGCAAGAGCCACCUGGUGGAGGCCCACGUGCGCGCCCACCUCCUCAGGUCGCGAACCACGGCCGAAGGCGAGUAUAUCCCCCUGGACCAGAUGGACAUCGACGUGGGCUUCGACAGCGGCGUCGACCGCGUCUUCUUGGUGUCGCCCAUCACCAUUGUCCACGAGAUUGACGAGGACAGCCCCUUGUACGAGAUGAGCAAGCAAGAGCUGGAAACGUCCCAGUUUGAGAUGGUAGUGAUCCUGGAAGGUAUGGUGGAAGCCACGGCCAUGACCACCCAGUGCCGCAGCUCCUACGUGGCCAGCGAGGUUCUCUGGGGCCACCGCUUCGAGCCAGUCCUGUUCGAGGAGAAUAACUACUACAAGGUGGACUACUCGCGCUUCGAGAAAACCUACGAGGUGAGCAGCACGCCCCAGUGUAGUGCCAGGGACCUGGCCGAGAAGAAGUCUCUGGUCUCUUGCUCCAACUCCUUCUGUUAUGAGAACGAGGUGGCCCUUGAAAAAGUGGAGAUGGAGGAGACGUUUGAUGAGGAGAAAGAGGAGGAUGGGGAGGAGAAGGAGGAGGUAAAAAUGGAGGAUCAGGGUGCUAUUGAGAACGGCAUUGAGAAUGCAACACUGGAGGAGACAAACACAGACACAGUCUCUGUACAUUCUGAACACAAUCAGGAUACCAGGAGUCUGACGAUGCCUUCAGAAGCAAGGCCUCUAAGACGAGAAUCAGAAAUAUGACUGCAGAGAUGUUAGGGGGGAAAUACUACAUGAAAUACUAUUAUGAUAGGUUUGACCUUUGCUCCUAACGGCUGUCUGUACUACUGCAGGAUGGCUUGACUGUGAGGUGAGUGUCAUUUUCUGAGGAAGAUACUCAGGCACAAGUGAAUACAGAAUUAACAGACCAGAGAAAAUGAUGCAAUAUUAUUUAUUCUCUUCACACAAGUCCCUCAUCUGGUGGGAGGCGAUGGGAGAUUGACUGAGAGGAGUUGAUGGCUCUUCUGGCCCGUGGCACUAUAGGAAUGAGACGGGUUAGGUAGCAUUUUAUACUGUGUGUGUGUGUGUGUGUGUGUGUGUGUGUGUGUGUGUGCGCGCGUGCGUGCGUGCGUGCGUGCGUGCGUGCGUGCGUGCGUGCGUGCGUGAGCCUUUGAAAGUAGCAAGAGAACAUUAGAAAUUUGUCACAUUGAGACAUUCCACAUGAAAAAUUAUAUAUACCUAUACUUUAGUAGUAUUACUAUAUUUAUUUACUGUAGUGUUUAUGCGGAUCUGACUGUAGCAUACUGUAGUAUUUACUAUAGUAUUUUUGCAGACAUUACUGUAGUAUACUGUAGUAUUUACUAUAGUGUUUUUGCAGACAUUACUGUAUUAUACUGUAGUAUUUACUAUAAUGCUUUUGCAGAUAUUACUCUAGUAUACUGUAAUAUUUACUAUAGUGUUUUUUCAGACAUUACUGUAGUAUACUGUAGUAUUUACUAUAGUGUUUUUGCAGACAUUACUGUACUAUACUGUAGUAUUUACUAUAGUGUUUUUGCAGACAUUACUGUAGUAUACUGUAGUAUUUACUAUAGUGUUUUUGCAGACAUUACUGUAGUAUACUGUAGUAUUUACUAUAGUAUUUUUGCAGACAUUACUGUAGUAUACUGUAGGUUUUACUAUAGUGUUUUUGCAGACAUUACUGUAGUAUACUGUAGGUUUUACUAUAGUGUUUUUGCAGACAUUACUGUAGUAUACUGUAGGUUUUACUAUAGUGUUUUUGCAGACAUUACUGUAGUAUACUGUAGUAUUUACUAUAGUAUUUUUGUUUUAUUCCCUUUUUUAUUCUCUUUUGUUAUAUGUGGUCUAUCUGUGGCACUAAUUGGGGUGUGGGGAGGGGAAUGUGCAGGACAUAUGCAAAUUCAAUAUUAGCAUACCAAUACAACAAAGAAUGAUAUAGUAAGCACUACAUCAGGCUUCCCCAACUAGUGGCCCGCGGGCCGAAUUUAUUUGGC